This is a messenger RNA of Williopsis jadinii, 1465 nucleotides long. RefSeq names its product Git1p (gene GIT1). Gene Ontology annotation, molecular function: carboxylic acid transmembrane transporter activity. Gene Ontology annotation, cellular component: plasma membrane. The transcript has a single exon. The coding region runs from base 154 to 1449 and encodes 431 amino acids. The record is from RefSeq and is a predicted model, not a curated record. Gene Ontology annotation, biological process: transmembrane transport; carboxylic acid transport. NCBI's taxonomy places the organism in Eukaryota, Fungi, Ascomycota, Saccharomycetes, Phaffomycetales, Wickerhamomycetaceae.
GAGAUCGUUUAUGAUCAGGAACAACGUCAGCAACGUUACCUGAAGAAGAAAACAGUUUCUGAUAUCUUCACAAUCAUCUGUUGUGGUGUUGCAUUGAUGUCUGAUGGUUACCAGAACAAUUUGAUGACAAUGCUCAAUCCAUUGUUCAAAAAAAUGUACCCAGAGGUGUAUACCAGUGCACUCAGUACCAGAGUCUCCAACUCCCUUCUUGUUGGUGAAAUUAUCGGACAAGUCAGUAUUGGUUUGACUUGUGACUACUUUGGUCGUAAGAAAGCUAUCAUUGCCACAACUGCUCUUAUCGUCGUCGGUGCUGCUUUAGCUGCUGCUGCCCAUGGUAAGACAACUCUUGGUAUGUUUUGGAUGUUCUUGGUUUGUAGAGGUGCUAUUGGUGUCGGUGUUGGUGGUGAAUAUUCUGCCUGUUCUUCUGCUUCUUCCGAAUCUGCCAAUGAAGCCUCAAAGAAGAGGGGAGGUGUUUUCGUCAUGGUUACAAACUUGCCUCUGUCACUUGGUGGUCCAAUUGCAUUGUCAAUCUUCCUCAUAGUUUUCUCCAUCUGUACUGAGAAACACUUGAAUACAACUUGGAGAGUGUGUACUGGUCUUGGUUGUGCUUGGCCUUUGAUCAUUUUCUGGUUCAGAUACAAAAUGGCAGCUUCUAUCCUUUACAAAAAGUCCAAGAUUAAAAAGAAUGUGCCAUAUUGGCUUGUGUUCAAGUACUACUGGCGUCGUCUCCUGGGAACAUGUGGAUGUUGGUUUAUCUAUGAUUUCGUUACUUUCCCUAACGGUAUCUUUUCCUCAACUAUUCUUUCUGGUGUUCUAGGAGCUGAGAAGAGUAAUCUGAAGAAGCUGGCCGAGUGGACUUUGCUUCUUUCAUGGCUUUCGAUUCCUGGUGUCCUCGUGGGUGCUGCUACAGUUGAUAAGCUUGGACGUAAGUACUCGCUGAUCAUUGGAUUCAGUGGUUAUCUGGUUAUUGGGCUUGUCAUUGGAUGCGCCUAUGACAAGUUGAGUAUUCACAACGGUGCGUUCAUCUUCUUCUUUGGUCUUUUCAACUGUUUCGGUAACUUUGGACCUGGUAACAACAUGGGUCUCACUUCUUCUGAAUGCUAUGCUACCCCUGUUCGUGGUACUCUUUAUGGUCUCUCUGCUGCUUUAGGUAAGACUGGUGCUGCAAUCGGUACUCAAGCUUUCACUAAAAUUCAUAAUAACCUGGGUGCUAAAUGGACUUUCAUCAUUUCCGCUAUCCUAGGGUCUGUUGGUGUCCUGUUGGCUGUUUUCACUAUUCCACAUUUGAAAGAUGAUGACUUGAUGAUGGAAGAUGUCAAGUUUGAGAACUACUUGAGAGACAACGGCUGGACUGGUUCUUUCGGGUUCGAAGACGACUCCACUGUUGAAGAGCAAUCCUCCGUUGAGGAUGUCAAGUAUAUCGCUGAAGAUGUUGACCAAAAGAAGUGAGAUACUAUCACCUGCC